Geodia barretti is the source of this 1484-nucleotide messenger RNA. Lineage: Eukaryota; Metazoa; Porifera; Demospongiae; Tetractinellida; Geodiidae. The record is from the annotation of a GenBank genome assembly.
AUGGCUGCCUCUUCUAGAAUGUUGUUCAAAGACGUCGUGGCUGCUCUUGACCCACUCACCAUUGAGAAGACUGAAAAACUUGUGGUUCUUUUCGGAGUUGAACUCAAAACUGUUCAGGACAUUGAAUAUCAGCGCAAAGGCAGCAAUUGUAAGCACCACUUCAUCCAGGCCUGGCUGGACCAAGACACCCAGGCCAGCUGGGGGAAGUUAGUCUCUGGCCUCCAACACAUCAAGAUGGACAGUCUUGCAGAGCAAGUGGCCUCCCAGCGUUGUCUCCCGUCACCAGCAGCUGCCAGUCCUUCCACGGUUGAUCACCAGCCUGUCACAGUCCGGUCUGUGGCCACACCAGCUCCUGCUGCCCCCUCUCCUCCUCCUCCUCCUCCUCAUCCUCUUCCUUCAACUGAUCCUAACCAGCCCACCUCCCCACCUCCUAGUGAUCGCUGCCAGCCUGUGGCUCCUCCAGCCACUGCAUCAGCCACUGGUUCUGACGAGUUUCCUGUCCCAUCGUCCUCCACCACAUCCUCUUCACCUCCCGUCCCUCCUCCACCCUCCCUCCACAACCCUUCCACCCACUCCUUCUUGAGUCCGGAGAAGGUCAAGGCCACCAUUCAGGAGCUGGAGGCAAAGUUCCUUGACCUCAAUACUGACGCCGAGGAAGAAAUUUGUGAAAAAGAGGCUCAAGACCAGAAAUUUCUCAGAAAGUUUCGCAAAUACCUUCAACUUCUGCCAGCCGCCAAGAAGGCACCUCAUGUCAAGUUCUUCCGUGAAUGUGAGAAGGAAAUUCUCAGUGCCAAAGAUUCUCUGGAAAUUCUCGCCAUUAUCUGUCGCUACAUCGAUUACCGCAACUACGAGAUUCUACGCGACAUAGUCCUCAAGUUCUGUGGCCCUCCACUGCAGACCAGCAUGCAGGACUACUGCAAGAUGUUGGAGGUGUUUGAAACCUCUACAACUGUCGACGUGUACAUCAGCACUGUUCCAGAUGAGGUGACAGAAGACCAGAAGAAAGCAUUCUCUGAAAUGGUCGUGAAGAUUGACAAGCCUGCGUCGCAGUGUACACUGCAUGAUGUUCGAAAGCUCAACGAAGCAAUCAUUGCAAAUUCAGGUCUCUGUCCUCACAGUGUGUACAUCAGUGGAGUGGCCAACAAGUGUGUGGAGGUGGUGGUGAGGUUUCCUCCCAGUGUGGUGGGCUGGGUGCUAGCAGCUCUGACCCCCCACUUCAUGACCACCCACCAUCUAUCAGAGGUGACUGUGGAUGGCAGCCAACUCACCCUCCUACAGGACCACAGACACCUGAAUGAUGAGCUGAUCAGAGCUAGUAGCAAGGAGAUCUGAUGAUGGUUGCAUCUCUACUCAACAGUGGAGCUGAUAUCCAGACUGUCAAUAAGGUCUUAGAGACUCCUCUGGACCGGGCCAGCUGGUUUGGUCACCUCCAGGUAGUUCGUCUGCUGACUGGCAGAGGGUCAGAGGUGGAGUGUAGGGACAAG